Rodentolepis nana is the source of this 948-nucleotide messenger RNA. The record is from the annotation of a GenBank genome assembly. Lineage: Eukaryota; Metazoa; Platyhelminthes; Cestoda; Cyclophyllidea; Hymenolepididae.
AUGUUAUCAUCAGACUACAAGGAAUGCGAGGCAUACAUGAAUAAAUUUUGCGAUUUUGACACUGAACUUAAUAAGUCGAUAGAUGGUUUUGUAAAUCAAUUCCAAACUGCCACUAUUGGAACAUGUAACAGAGGUUUUGAUUUCAAUGACUCCUCUACAGAAAGCAUCAGAAAUUUUAUGAUCUCUGAUUUUGAAAAAUUGAAAAAGAACCUUGAAAAAAUACAGAAUUUAGUAAUAUCUAAUCUAAAUGGGAACAAUCAAAUUCGAAAUAAUAGUGAUGAACCCGAACAGCCUGUUGGGAAUGAAGUAGACGAACUUGAACACAUUGGAGACUCUGCGAAGGAAUUAAUAUCACGUUUCAACCAUAAAUGUGACCGUUGUUCGAGUAGAAACCCCUUAAGGGCCUCAUCACCAAAAUGCUUAUUACAAGAUCGACUGGAUCUUCCUACUCUAAGUGACACAGAACAGGAAGUCAAUUUUGAAAGUGAACCGAAAUACAAUGAGGAGGAUGCUGGGCGACGUUUGCAAUUGCUCUGUAAAUCAAACUCUGUUGAUUUGCAAACCGCCCCAGAUUCUUCGUCGCCCCUUUCCUUUCCGGUUUCAAACGAGACUUCAGUCACUUUUAGAUCCCUUGAUCCUUCUCAGUCCAUGGCGGUAUUCAAACGGUCUUCUUCGCUCACUAGGUUGGCUCCGUUGAAAUUGCGACCUAUAUUAAGGCAAGGUACUAAAUUAUCUCGUUCGAAAAAUCUCGGAAAUAGGGCUGUUGAUGAAGGAAAGCCACCUCUAACGUCAUUUACUGGAAAAACCGCUACCAAAAUUGUAUCAAAUAGUAAUUCCUCGGCAGCAAUAAUAUUCACUCAAAAUGAUUCAAGGAAAUCACCUAGUCUACAACCAUUGAAACCUUUAAAAAUGUCCAUUGUGGAUAAAUCGGAUAAAAAGCCUCUUUGA